Malania oleifera is the source of this 3727-nucleotide messenger RNA. RefSeq lists its product as uncharacterized. The record is from RefSeq and is a predicted model, not a curated record. The transcript has 9 exons. Bases 489 to 3548 code for a protein of 1019 amino acids. Gene Ontology annotation, cellular component: nuclear pore. Lineage: Eukaryota; Viridiplantae; Streptophyta; Magnoliopsida; Santalales; Ximeniaceae.
AAUCUUUAUUCGGUAACUCAUCAAUCUUCGUUGCUAUAAUUCGUGAUAUUUCUGUUGAUUUUUUGUGUAACACCUCAGUUUCAAUAAUCUCCAUCAAUUGCCUGCUUUCACACUGCGAUUUUGAUCUCUUCUGUGCUGGCAUUUACUUUCCGGCCAUCUUUCUUUGGCAUCUCGUGAAUCUUCCUUGAUGCUUCAUCAUUUGUCAGCUGAUUUGUUCUAUAAUUCAUUUUAAUCGUCUCCAUUAGAUGCUGGCUUUCACAGUACGAUUUCGAUUCUGUAAAUGUCGUCUGUGUCUCGAAUAUCUAUUCGAUGGCGGAUAUGCUCUCUCUCUCUCUCUCUCUCUCUCUCUCUCUCUCUCUCUCUCUCUCUCUCAUGAAGCGUAUAAUUUUUCCUGUUAUCUGAUUUUGCCGAGAUACUGUGAUUGAAAAUCUCUUGACAAAUUGGUGAUUAAUUGAUCCAACCAGAGCAUUGUUGACGUAUCUCUAACCAUGGUUCUUGGAUUGAGGUCAAAGACCCGAAAAGGCACUUCUGUCCAGGUUGAUUACCUUGUCAGUGUACAGGAGAUUAAGCCUUGGCCUCCAUCACAGUCUCUGAGAUCCAUUCAAUCUAUAGUGCUUCAAUGGGAAAAUGGUGAUCAGAGAUUUGGUUCCCUUACUGCAAAUGCUGGGGAAGGGAAAAUUGAAUUUAAUGAGUCUUUUAGGCUUGUCGUUACUUUAAGGAGGGAAGCAUCUGGAAAAAGCCGGACCCGUGAUGGUUUCCAUAAGAACUGCUUAGAGUUGUAUUUGUAUGAGCCUCGAAGGGACAAGGCGGCAAAAGGCCAGCUCGUGGGAACAACUGUAAUAAACCUUGCAGACUAUGGAAUUAUCAAAGAAACUAUAACUAUAAAUGCUCCAGUUAGUUGCAAAAAGAGUAAGAAUAUGACACAGCCGGUUAUGUUCGUUAAAAUUCAACCAUUUGAAAAGGAUAGUUCCUGCUCAUCACCGAAAGGGAGCUUAUCAGAAGCAGGAUCACUAGACAAGGGAGGAAGUGGAUCUGUUUCAGAAUUGAUGAAUGGAGAAAAUGAUGAGGAAACUGAGAUUGCUUCUUUUACUGAUGAUGAUUCUUCCUCUCAUUCGUCGCAGAUCAUUUCCUAUUCAGGUGUUGAAGUUGCUGGAGGUUCAUUGUCUCUUAAUGAAGGGAAUGGAUCAGAAUCAACAAAGGAUAGCGUGAGAAGUGGUAAUGGGGCGCCUGCUCCACUUUCAGAAGCAGUACCUGCAAAAUCAGAGGUCAACUUGCCGGCUGAACCAUUUAACUAUCUCAAGGGGAGUUUGUUCCCUUUGUCAUCAAUGGACUUGUCCUCUAAUCUGGGCAAGCCUACAAAUAAGAACUGCCCAAGAAUCUUUGACCGUGAAAACUUGGGUGAUGAGUUUCAUGAAAAGGUUGCUUAUGGCAGUGCAAAAGUACAAAAAAAUACUGGAAGAUUAAUUGGAGAAAAAAAUAUUGGUGAUUUUGCACCUAAACUUGCAUCAUUGGAUACACAAAAUCAGGUGACUGUGAGCUCAGAACCUCUGAGCUUUGCCGACUCUCAAGCUAAUGUAGAGGAUAAUGGUAAAGCUUGGAGUCUCAAGACAAAUAGCCCAGGGAAGGUUUCAGCUAUUGAGAGAUUGCAUGCUAGCCUUUUGGAGGACAAAGAGGGAAUGGAACAGCUACAAAAUGGACAUCAGAAGCCGUUUCUGGAUGCGAAGAAAUAUUCUGUGGAAAAUGCACUGAUUAGUAAUUUUUCACAAAAUGCUGCAGGAAAAGUUGGAUUGCAAGGAAGUUUCAGAAGCAGUGAUAAACUGAAGCAUGUGAAGUCUGUCACGUCACCAAUUUCAGCUAAGAGCAAUGGGAUGGUCAACGGAAAUCAUUUAACGGAAGAUGCGAAGACAGUUGAUGUUUUCAAAGUUGAUGAAAAUGCAAUGAAGUCUGCAGAAAGUGAAAAACAAGAAACAAGAAACAGUUUUCUGGAGGGCAAUGGUGAAUUAAGGUCUAGAAUUGAGAUGCUUGAGGAAGAGUUAAGUGAAGCUGCUGCUGUUGAGGCUGGCCUGUACUCAGUAGUUGCUGAGCAUGGCAGUUCUACAAAUAAGGUCCAUGCACCGGCUCGGCGCCUUUCUAGAUUCUAUCUUCAUGCUUGCAAGUCAAGAUCUCAGGCUGGUAGAUCAAGUGCAGCCAGGGCUGUUGUCUCAGGAUUAGUGUUAGUUUCUAAAGCAUGCGGAAAUGAUGUCCCAAGGUUAAGUUUCUGGUUAUCAAAUUCGAUUGUGUUGAGAGUUAUUGUCAGCCAAGCUGCAGGGGAAAUGCUUACUGGGCUCUGCAAAAGUAGUAGCGGUAGUGGAAAGGGCUUGGGUGAGAGAGCUCCAUUUGAGGUGGAUGAGUCAUCUCCUAUUGAAAAAGGGAAUAAUUUGCGGAAAAAAUUUGAUGACCAGGAGGACAUACGUGCAUUUAUUUUUGUGUUGGAAAAGAUUGAAGCUUGGAUCUUCUCAAGAAUUAUCGAGUCUGUAUGGUGGCAGACCCUUACCCCGCACAUGCAAUCCUCAGCUGCAAAGGUUAGUGCUAGGAAUAAGGGCUCAAACUCGAGGAAACCUGAAGGAAGGAGAUAUGGUUUGGGUGAUCACGAGCAAGGGAGUUUUUCCAUUGAUCUUUGGACGAAAGCUUUUAGGGAUUCAUGUGAAAGGCUUUGUCCUAUUCGAGCCGAAGGUCAUGAUUGUGGCUGCUUAUCUGUUCUGUCUAGAUUGAUCAUGGAGCAGUUGGUGUGUAGAUUAGAUGUGGCGAUGCUCAAUGCCAUUCUUCGUGAAUCAGAUGAAGAGAUGCCAACAGAUCCAGUAUCUGAUCCUAUUUGUGACUCCAAGGUGCUCCCUAUUCCAGCUGGAAAAUCAAGCUUUGGGGCUGGUGCACAACUUAAGAAUGCUGUUGGCAGCUGGUCCAGAUGGCUUACAGACCUAUUUGGCAUUGAUGAUAAUGACUCCCUUGAGGAUACCGAGCUUGGGGUUUGCAAAAGCCAGAAAUAUGAUGUCUCAUUCAAGGCUUUCCAUCUCCUUAAUGCGUUGAGUGAUCUCAUGAUGCUCCCACUGGAAAUGCUUGCAGAUAAGUCCACAAGAAAAGAGGUAUGCCCUAAAUUUGGUGCUUCAUUGGUCAAGAGGGUUCUCAAAAGUUUUGUCCCAGACGAGUUUUGUCCAGAUCCAAUCCCUGAGACCAUUCUCAAGGCCGUGGAUUCUGAGGACCCUCUUGAGGAUGAUAAAGAGUGCAUUACGAGCAUCCCGUGCAUCGCAGCACCUACAGUCUAUUCGCCACCACCAGCGGCUUCUCUUGCGAGUGUUGUCAGCAAUGUUGGAAACCAGCUUAUGCUGAGGAGGGGGUCUUCGGUGCUUAGAAAAUCAUACACAAGUGACGACGAGCUAGAUGAGUUAGAUUCACCCUUGACUUCAAUUGUUGACAAUUCCAAGGGUUCUUCAACAAAACUAAAUUGGAUGCUGAAGGAGAGUCGAAAUGUCGUGAGAUAUCAACUCCUCCGGGAAGCAUGGAGGCAUGAGUAGUUAUUCCCUCCAUGCUUUUACUCCAUUUCUCGUACAUAGGUAUAUAUAGCUGUAUAUAUUCUUCAUUCAAGCUUCUAUUUCUAGUUUUUGGAUCCUUGUAAAUUAUUCGGCUUCUUCAUGUGCAAUAUCAAACUGGAUCAAGGUUCUCUAGAGUUACUAUUUGGUCUAGUUUUAUACAA